Messenger RNA from Lottia gigantea (owl limpet), 803 nucleotides. RefSeq lists its product as hypothetical. The transcript is spliced from 4 exons. The coding region runs from base 1 to 705 and encodes 234 amino acids. Lineage: Eukaryota; Metazoa; Mollusca; Gastropoda; Lottiidae. Gene Ontology annotation, molecular function: monooxygenase activity; oxidoreductase activity, acting on paired donors, with incorporation or reduction of molecular oxygen; iron ion binding. The record is from RefSeq and is a predicted model, not a curated record.
AUGUUUUCAGACACUACUGAAGAGAAAGUGAAAGAUUUAUUAACAAUGUUAUUAUUAGCUAAAGAUACAGAUACAGGAGAGGGACUUUCUACCUCACAAAUUAGAGAUCAUGUUAUGACUUUCUUAAUAGCUGGACAUGAGACUGUCAGUACUGGAAUGUCAUGGUUUUUAUUACAAAUGGCCAGAAAUCCUGAGAUGCAGAAGAGAUUACAUGAUGAGGUUCAGUCUAUUUUGCCGUCUGAUGAUGAACCACUUACAGCUGAGCAUAUAGAUCAAAUGACCUACUUGAAUUUAUGCUUAAAAGAGACACUUCGGUUAUAUCCACCAGCACCCAUGACAUUUCGUCAAGCUAUGAGAGAUGAUACAUUAUGUGGUUAUUUCAUCCCUAAAGGAACUGUUUUGAAUAUACAAGUUGGAGCUUUACAAAGAAAUCCAAAAUAUUGGACAGAUCCAGAAGACUUCAUUCCAGAAAGAUUCCAAGAUGAAAGUAAAAUCUACCCUUAUUCCUAUUUACCAUUUAUAGCUGGAACCAGAAUGUGUAUUGGUUAUAAAUUUGCUCUAUUGGAAAUGAAAGUUGUAUUAGCAAUGUUGAUGAAAGAAUUUCAUUUUGAGCUUCUGCCAGAUAUAACCUAUACCAAGAAACAAGCCAUUACAAUGAAACCCAAUCCAUCUUUAAAAUUAAAGGCUACCUUGAUCAACAGUUAAAGUGACAGUGUGUGCAAGGGUAUUUUUUAAAUGUAUUUUUUAAAAUAGCUGUUAUAACCAAGUGACUUUCAUAAAACAAUAAUUAAAUGAAUUCAAUG